Messenger RNA from Atta colombica, 1581 nucleotides. RefSeq names its product protein prenyltransferase alpha subunit repeat-containing protein 1 (gene temp). Gene Ontology annotation, biological process: protein prenylation. Gene Ontology annotation, cellular component: cytoplasm. The coding region runs from base 223 to 1512 and encodes 429 amino acids. Gene Ontology annotation, molecular function: protein prenyltransferase activity. The transcript is spliced from 2 exons. NCBI's taxonomy places the organism in Eukaryota, Metazoa, Arthropoda, Insecta, Hymenoptera, Formicidae. The record is from RefSeq and is a predicted model, not a curated record.
CUGCAUCCGGCUGCUCCGAUAGCGCUUCCGCAGAGUAAAGUGCCGCACCGCCGUAUACGUCGCAACGGGACGCGCCGUGCGGGGUGGUAGAGCAGAAGGAGGGAGCGAUAGACAGACGGAGAGUGGAAGCGAGAAAGAAAGAACGCGAAGGGUGGUGUGUCACACUGGCGCGUCCACCGUCGAUUGAUACGUCCACGAGGGAGAUGUGAUGCGGCUCAUACGAUGGUGGACAACGAGUUCCCGGCCGCCGAGAAGAUCCUCCGUGACAUCGAGAAUACCGUCCGGAGAAAUCCCACCAUAAGGAGCUUCGUGAUCCUGCCUAUGGAGGACAGCGAGAACCGGUCGCCGGUGUUUCAUCAGGAGGACAGCUUGGGCCUGGCAUCAUGGUGCGUUCAGCCGCUCUAUGUGUACACUUAUCGCCGGCUGCUGGAGUAUCGGCGGACGCGUCAUCAGCGGCGCGAGGAACCCAGCACCGUGGCGAGAUGGCUAUUGGGCGCCCUUCUGUUCAAUCCGAGCGUGACCAUGUUCUGGAAUAUGCGGCGAGAACUGGUGCGCGCUGGCAGGUUGGACCCGCGCGACGAGCUGUCCUUCACGCGGCCGGUGCUCUAUCACACGCCAAAGUGCUUCGAGGCCUUCUCGUAUCGAAGCUGGCUGAUGCCGUUCAUCCUGGACGCCGAGCGGACCGACGUCGCCGAAGCACUUGCGAACGACGAGCUCGAGCUCGUGCAGACCUGCGCCGAUCGCUACGCGAACAACUACCACGCUUGGAGCUAUCGACGCCACUUGGUCACCCUGUUCGAGUCUCGCGGUUUACGGCAUUUCAGCUUCGAUAGCGAAUGGAUGAGCACGCUCAUUUGGUGCCGGCAACAUGUGUCCGAUCAUAGCGCGUACUCCUAUCGGCAGUUCCUGCUGCGAAAAUACAUCCUAGCAGUGAUCUCCUCGGGCAGGGAGACGCACGACAACUCCGGUUACCGCUCCAUCAGGUACGACGGCCCAUUCCUCUACAUGGGUCGUCACGACCUCGACGACGACGAACGGACGUUGCUGGAACGUAUUCGCGAGGUCGCGCGUCUGGAGCGUGAUCACGGUUACUUGACCACCGACGUUCGCAAACUUAGGUGUUACCUAACGGCGUUGUCAUACUGGACGGAAGAGUGCUUGUAUAACGAGCAAUACAUCACUUUGCACGACAAUCAUGAGACGUUGUGGUGCCACCGUAGGUUCCUGGCGUAUUUGAUCGCUGUUCUCACCGCCGCGUACGCGAGGCACGCCUGUUACCGCGAAGAUGAUUUCUGGGACGCUCGGUGUCACGAUGAGCCAUCACUCGCAUCGCUCCUUCGUGACAGACGUUUCACUACCGAUGACGACCUGUUAAUGGCGGCUCAUGUGAUGCUCGUCAAGUCCUUUUGCUCGGUUAGUGUCGGUAUCAUUGAGAUGGCGGUCAAGCGCCCGCAGGAAAAAAUGUUCAUCGAGAGAUUUUGCAAGUAUCUUGAGAGAAUAGGUUUGCGAUGAUCAGGAUUAGCGUGUGAGAUUUUGAACUUGACGAAGGCGCGAUGAACCGAUCGUAGGAUUUUUCUUAUC